UCUUCAUACAGCAGGAUAAAGUGUGUGUGUGUGUAGUGUGUGUGUGUAUUAGCGAAUCGCGGCAGUGUAUAAAAUCUGCAGCUCUCAUAAACACCAUGAGCCAUUUAACCUCGGGACUAAUUGGAGCAUAUAACAGUCUGACAGACAAACACCUCACUGCGUACUUUAACAAUGUGCGAAUACGGAGACAUCUGCAGAGAGUUGGACUGAUCAGCAGGAGUGGGCGUAUCGUAUCAGAAAAGGAGUUCAGGUAUAAGAUCAUACACAGGGAUCAACAGCGACACAUACGAGAAUGUCUUGCUCAGGCCAUAUUCCACAGAGUGCUGGACAUGGAGCGCCUGCAUCAGACAGAGAUAAGGAGGAAAAUGGAGGAAUUUUCCAGGAGAGAGAAAGUGAAUAAAAUGAAGGUGGAACGCUGUAACAGGUACGAGGAUGAUCCAGUCCUCUUCCUCUCUCCACGCCCACCAACUCGACUGAGGAGUUCACAAGCUCGGCAUUCUGGGCCGGAAAGAGAACCGUCUGACUCCACUGACUCGUUGGGCUCGUCAAGACCAAACACAGCUCCAGAGAAAACUCAGCGUCCAGUUCGUCUGAAGCCCCUGAACAGUGACAACACUCAGACAUCAUCCAAGAGAAACUUGUCUCGUUACCGGAACGACUUGACUAAUGACAGGGAACAACCACUGAGCUGCACAAUGGACAGAGAUGUGAUGAGACACUUGACACUAACAGAUUUCUCCAGCUCCGUCUCUCCAUACCGUCUUCCUGUCAUUAAUAACUUUGUGACCCCUGUUCCUCCUCCACGCAAGAAGGACAACAUACAAAACGGGACUCUGCGGGGUCGAAGGUUACGGCCCACUACAGCCCCGAGUGAUGCUCCUGACACAAAGGAGGGUACUGUUCAGCAGGCAUGGUCUCGCAGUGUGGUGUGGGUAAAGAUGGUGUACUUUGGGAAGAGUUUGCACCUGUCACAUGACCCAAUGGAGCCAAAGGAUGAUGUGAAGGUUUUCCAACAGCAUUGUGGGGGUGAAAAUCUAUGUGUUUAUAAAGGAAGGCUGAAAGAAGGAGAGUCAUUUCAGUUCCUGUCUCGACGUCAUCGUGGUUUCCCCUUCAGUUUAACUUUUUACCUGAAUGGGCUGCAGGUUAAGCGUCUCAGCUCCUGUUGCGAGUUCAAACACAAGAAAAACUCACGGAUUGGUGGACACCAUGCCUUAUUUGGCUUCUCUGGGGUUGAAGGAGCCACCCCUUGCUAUAGGUGCAUCAUAGCAAUGGGCCUGGAUAAAAAACCUGCUCCACCAAAGGGGAUUAGAAAUGAUCCACUUGUCUCCUGGAAAAAUCAAGGUGAAGAGGAAAAAUGCUCGCAGUCUGAAUCCAGCCAAUCACACAACAAUGAGACCAAGAGAAACACCAAUCAGGAGCACAAACGCAAAAACGGUUAUGAGGAAGACUUUGAGGCUGAUGAUGAAGAUCCUAUGAAUGAUGGAGUGGAUGAGGGAAACAAGACAUCUCCAUCUCUUUGCAGAGAAGAGGAGGAUGAGAGAAGAAAGGAUGAAAAUGGAAAUGAGGAUUUGAACAGCAACAAAGUGAGAGGAUCAUCGUCCGUCUCCUCUGGUCUGUCCUGCAGUGAGGAAGAUGAAGAUGAGUUGGAAGAAGAGCAGGAAAAUGAUGAGCUGAACCCUAAUAAACACACAGCGAAUUUAUCAUCCAUAAAAGAUGCAGAAGAGAAUGAGAUCUUGGGGACAAACAGCGUUUCUCUGCUCACUAAGGAUGAAUCCCCAAACCAGGAGAUGGAACACAUAGCGAGGGAAUAUGGAGAGGCUGAGCAACCCAAAGACGAUGCCGAAGAAGCAAAGGAACCUAGAAAUGAAUGUGGAGAAGCUGAAGAACCCAGAGGGGAACCUGAAAAAAUUGAGGAACCAGGAGAAGCUCAGAAAGCCAGAGAGGACAUCAGAGAGGGAAGAGCUGAUGCGAAUAAGGAAAGAAACCAAGCCAAGUCUGUGCAGGAGAAGUUUGCAAAAGCUUUUUUAAUCAUGACUGAGUGUGUUUCUGAACCUGAGCUCAGCGACUCCUCCACUGAGGAAGACGAGUUGGUUUCUGUCGAGAUCCAGCAGCUCAGUCCAGUUCCAGGAGCUGAGCCUGAAAGUAAUAUGGCCCAGCAGACAACUGAUGAAGAAAAUGGAGCUGAACCUGUGCAAAAGGCUGAAAGAGAAGAAGCACAUGCAGAGGAGCCCAAAGAGGAACCUGAAAAGGAAACACAAGAAACACCACAACCUGAGACAAAAGCAGGGGAAGAAUUAAAACACACCAACCAAACAGAAGUAAAAGUAUUUCAAAACACAACCAAUGAAGAUGAACAUGUGCAAGACGAGCCAAACAAUGGUGAUGAUAUGAAUGAAGACCAAAAACCAGAAAUAAAGCAAGACAGAAUUGAUGAGGAAGACAAACAAGAGCAGGAGGACAAUAAUGUCACAAAUGAGGAUAAUAAAUCAAAUAAAGAACCUGAAAUGAUGGAAAAGCUUGAGGAUAAAGAGACAAAAGAUGGAGAAAAACAUGAGAAAGAGACUACAAAUGAAAAUUCAGUAAAUGCUGCAGAAACCAGAGCAACUCAAGUGUAUGAAGAGCUCAGCAUGAUGGAGGAUAUCACAGUGCUUCAUCCUGAGAACCCUAAAGAAACAUCUGGUAAUCAUGAAAAUAUGGAACAGAAUACUGAGCUAGAAAAAGGGCUGAGUGGAAACAAUGUGUGUGCUGAAGAUCCGGUCACUGUGGAGGUCAGAGCUGAUGCUGUGGAAACAUUUGAUGAAGAAUCAAGAAAUCUGAGGUAUAAAGAGACAGGAAAUGACAUCACAGAAUGUGUUGGAGAAGGCAACAUAGAAAAUAGAGAACUGAAUUUAAAGUCUUACUCAGCAAAUGAGGUGAAAGAUGAAGAUAUUGCAGGUAAGGGUGAAAAAUCAGAAGAACCAUUGGAGGUACAUGAAACUGAGGGGAAAAAAGAACAGUCAGAAGAUGGAGAUGGAGAUGAGACAGAUUUGAGGAAUGGAGUGGAUAAAGUCCAAGAUAAGGAUGAGAUCACAGGUGAAGAAAACAAUGAGGAGAACAUCAAUACAGAGAUGCCUGAGGACAGAUCAGGUCAAAACGAAGCCAGUUCCAAAGGUCAAGUAUCAAAGGACAAAGGAGAGGUUGAUGUGGGAGAAAGAGAAGACGAACUUGCUGAAGGUGAACAAAAGGCUGUCAGUGAAGGUAAAGACACAGGGGACAAUAAACAUGAGGAAGAGCUGAAGGAAAAUACAUCUUUGAAAGAAACCAAGGUUGGAGGAAAUAAGCUAGAGGUUAUGAGUGAAGAUGGAGAAGAAAGGAUAGAUGCUGUUGAAACUGAUGCAGAGAUGCAGAAAAUAGUGAUGGAGCAAGAUGACAAAGAAGAACAAAAAGACUCUGAUUCCACUGUUCAUGAAGCUCUACAGGAAACCACAGAUGGAUCUGAAGUAAAACCAGGAUGGAUUGAAGCAGAAAACAGAGAAGAUAUAAUUACUGCAGACCAGGAGGAGCUUGACAAGAAGGAAGCAGCUGGAGCAGAGAACUGGGUGGAAUGGUCUGAGACCAAUGAAGAGAAAAUAAAUCAAGAGGUGACUAAAGAAGAUGUGAAAGAUGAACAGAGGGAUGAGGACAAUGAGAUAGCAGAUGACCAAAGAGAAACACAUCAAGAGACAAAAAAUGAGGAAGAAGAACACGAAGUUGGUGAAGAAACGUUUGAACAAAAACAAAAUAUACAGCAGGAUACAAACAAUAAAGAAGACAUAAAAAAACCGUUAACAUCAGAGUACAAUAACAAUGCUGCUACUGAGGAUGAAGAUUCAUCAGAAGCCAAAACUCCUGCAGAAGAUCCUGCAGAUGCCAAUUCAGAACCCAAGGACACAAAUGUUGACCUUCAAAGUAGAGGUGAAGAAGAGAACAGGGGAGGAUCUAGCAAUCACAUUCAAUCAUCUACUGAAACUAAAAAGGACAAAAGCAUUAAUGCUGCUGAAGAAAGCAGUAGUGUAGAAGGCAGCACUACUCCUUAUGAAAGAUCUCAGCCUCUGGAGAAAGAUAUGCUUGUCAAAAGAGAGGAGAGAGGAGCCGAACUUUUCGUCGCUCCUCUGACAGAUAAUGAAGAGCUGGUAAGUAACUGGGUUAAUGUUCACCAAGCCUCAAACUAUUUUGAGACCUUUGUUGAGCCACUGUAUGAGAUAAAGAUCCUAGACAGAGAGAGGACAGUAAAUGAAAAUAUGGAAACAGACAAAACUGAAGAGUCUCACAGAAAUGAGAAUGCCAAAGGUGAACAGAUCAGUGAGCGUGAGGAAAUGGAGGACAUGAUAGUGGAAAACAUGGAGACUGAAGCUUUAGGAACAGAGGGUCAAAGAAAUCCAUCCUAUAGAAACCCAUCAGAAGAAGAAGAUAAUCAAACACAAAUUGAUUCUGAGCAAACAGAAGAAGCUCAGGAAGAUGUUGCUAUAAAUAAAGUCAUGAACAUUUCAGCAACACCACUGAUGAAGACUGAAAUUAGCCAAGGUAGCUAACAGAACCCUGACCUAAGCUUCUCUAUGCACCCUGAUGUUCACUAGUAA
Messenger RNA from Tachysurus vachellii, 4598 nucleotides. It is a transcript of the gene erich3, whose product is annotated as glutamate-rich 3. The transcript has 14 exons. Lineage: Eukaryota; Metazoa; Chordata; Actinopteri; Siluriformes; Bagridae. Bases 96 to 4550 code for a protein of 1484 amino acids. The record is from RefSeq and is a predicted model, not a curated record.